CCCCCUCUCUCCGGUCCCCCGCCGCCGGCACCAUGGCGACCCGCUCAGAGCGCGAGCGCUCCCAGAAACAGAACGAGCAGCACCAGGCGAUCCUGUCCAAACUGCUGCGGGAGGAGGACAACAAGUACUGCGCCGACUGCGAGGCCAAAGGGCCAAGAUGGGCUUCCUGGAAUCUUGGGGUGUUUAUUUGUAUCCGGUGUGCAGGGAUCCACCGUAAUCUUGGGGUUCACAUAUCACGGGUGAAGUCAGUCAACUUGGACCAAUGGACACCAGAACAGAUACAGUGCAUGCAAGAUAUGGGGAAUACCAGAGCUCGGCACCAGUAUGAGAAAAACCUGCCUGAGAACUUCCGGAGACCUCAGACGGACCAAGCGGUGGAGUUUUUCAUCCGAGACAAGUAUGAAAAGAAGAAAUACACGGACAAAAAUGUGAACAAUGGAGUCACAAGAGAAAAGGACAAAAGGAAAGAUGAAAAGAAGAGGGGAAAAGAUCAAGAAAAAUCAAGUAAACCUCUUGGUUUUGACAAAGUAAAAAUGUCUCCUCCACAUACCAUGGGUUUACCCACCAGUAUCCUUGGCCUAACUGGAGGAGACCAGCAUACAGAGAGUAUAUCUGUGACAAGGAAGAAGGAACACGCCGAGAUCAAGGCCAGCCCUCAGAAAGUGGCACAAUCCAUCGAUCUAUUAGGAUUGGAUACUCCCGUUGAAGGGCCGGUUGCUAACGGCAAUACCAGUGGAAGUACAUCACUGAAAGACGACCUUGAUAUAUUUGGCCCCAUGGUUUCCAACCCUCUUCCAGCCUCCAAUGCACCAUUACCCCAGCCGGUGUCCACUAAACCCCCUGCAGCCUUAUCUGCCGCGGGAGGAGAUCUUGACCUCUUCACCGAAGCAGCCACGAAGUCUGAAGACUCUGCAAAGAAACCACUCUCCAAGGAUUCCAUCUUAUCGCUAUAUGGCACAGGAACGAUGCAGCAACAACAAGCCCAGCCAGCUGCUGUCUUCAUGGCUCCUUCUCAAAUGCCGUUCAUCACACACACUGCUGCCAGCUACCCCAACUUCCCUAAUAUCGGAGCAGCCAUGCCCGCGACGGCUGGCAUGAUGGGCAGUAUGAUGGGACAGCCCGUGGGCAUGAUGGGGCAGCCUCCGGGAAUGAUGGUUGGCAUUGGAAUGCCAAAUGGAUUUAUGGGCAGUGCACAAACUGGCGUGAUGGGAGUGCCAGAGAACAUGAUGGCUGCCCCAGGAGGAAUGGUGGGGAGCGCAGUGAACCCACAGACUAUGUACAGUGUGCAACAGAGCCAGCAACCACAGUGGAACGUAAGUCAGCAGGUGAACCAGCAAAUGGCAGGGAUGAAUCUGAACUGCCCUACUGGCGUGAUGGGCUUUGGGCAGCCCGCGGGCACGAUGGGAGCAUGGGCCAGCAACCCUACAGGCCAGACUCUCAGCACUCAGCUGUGGAAAUAAGAUAGAGAUACAAGCGGAAGCCCUCCCAGCCCGAGAGGGAGCGUUCGCCAUCCCUCGUGUUACAAAUAGACUCUUUAAUUUUAUCCUUGUACAAAAAUGCUACGGUCUUCUGACUGCUAAUAUUACCUAGUUGAUCUAGACAUUCCCAGCAGUCUUUAUUGAUUCAUCCUCUAAUGAAGUGAUUCCCUGGUUAAACUAUGGAAUAGCAGUUUCAUCAUCUCGUCGCUCUUUUGCUCUGUCUCCUCUCUCUUUCUUUCACGU
Molecule: messenger RNA, 1721 nt
Organism: Callorhinchus milii (elephant shark)
Lineage: Eukaryota; Metazoa; Chordata; Chondrichthyes; Chimaeriformes; Callorhinchidae
Gene: smap1
Product: small ArfGAP 1
Exons: 11
Coding region: 33-1460 (475 amino acids)
Biological process (GO): regulation of clathrin-dependent endocytosis
Molecular function (GO): metal ion binding; GTPase activator activity
Source: RefSeq, a predicted model, not a curated record